This is a messenger RNA of Hirsutella rhossiliensis, 726 nucleotides long. RefSeq names its product DSBA-like thioredoxin domain-containing protein. The record is from RefSeq and is a predicted model, not a curated record. Gene Ontology annotation, molecular function: oxidoreductase activity. Bases 1 to 726 code for a protein of 241 amino acids. Lineage: Eukaryota; Fungi; Ascomycota; Sordariomycetes; Hypocreales; Ophiocordycipitaceae. The transcript has a single exon.
AUGACGCACUUUGACAUCACCAUCAUCUCUGACACGGUAUGUCCCUUCUGUCACCUCGGCAAGAUGCGCCUGGACCGCGCCAUCAGCCUGUACCGCAAGACGGUCCCCGGGGGCUCGUCCUCGACCUUUACCAUCCGCUGGCACGCGUACCUGCUGGACCGCAACCCGCCGGCCAAGUCCAUGUCGGUCCUGGACGCGGCGGCGGGCCGGUUCGGCGCGCACCGUCUGCCGGCCAAGCAGGCGCGCAUGGCGCAGCUCGGCGCGCAGGAGGGGCUUGACUAUACGUUUGCGGGCCGCAUCGGCGCGUCGCGCGAUUCGCAUCGGAUGGUACAGCUGGGGGUGACCAAGGGGCUGGACGUAGCGGACCGGCUCAUGGGCGCCAUCAUGGGCAUGUUUUUCGAGGAGGGGGCCGACAUUACGAGCUGGGAUGACCUUGAGACUGCGGCGGCGAGGGUGGGCAUCGACCGUGACGAGGCGAGGAGGUGGCUCGAGGAUGGCGAGGGCGGUGAGCAGGUUGACCGGGAGGUGGCCGAGGCGUAUCGCAUGGGCUUGAACGGCGUGCCCAAGUUCAUCAUCAACGGCGCGUACGAGGUGGACGGGGCUGAGGAUGUGUCUGGCUUUCUGGCGCAGCUCGUGGCGGCCAAGGAUGCGGCAGAGGACGGCGUCGCCGCGAAAGAGAGACGCAUACGUGCCGUAUGCGGUGCAGAGAGCGGCUGCGUCUUCUGA